AUGGAUGGUGUGGAUAUUCUUGCUGCUGACUUGUAUUUUCUUCCUUGUGUCAAAGUUGCAGGGCUGAUAUUAAGUUCGGGUUCGAAUGCAAUUCGGAACUUAACUUCCAGAGGCUUAAUUGGAACUAUAGCUCCUGCCAUAUCCAAUCUAAAGUCGAUUGAAUAUUUGGAUUUGUCAAAUAACAGUUUGAUUGGGGUUGUGCCUGAUUUCCUAUCUCAGCUACGCUUCUUGCGAGUUUUAAACCUGGAAAGAAAUAAGCUGUCAGGAGCAAUUCCAAUAGAAUUACUUGUGCAUCAAGAGAAUAGUAUGCUCAAAUUCAAUUUUGGUGGAAAUCCAAAUCUUUGCUCCUCAGGUUCAUGCAACAAAGGGAAUGGAAAUAAGGUUGUGGUUGCAUUAGUUGCAUCACUCGGAGGAGCUUUCACGAUACUAGCAGUAGCAAUAAUUUCUUUUCGCAUAUACUACAAGAGACACCAAGUUUUCCAUCGUUUGAGCAAGGUGGGAAGAAUAAAGCAGGAACUAGAGUCAAAGAAACAAGAAUUCACCUAUGAAGAAGUAUUAAGCAUUACCAGAAACUUUGAAAAGGUUAUGGGAAAAGGAGCAUCUGGAACAGUCUACCAUGGCUGGAUUGAUGAUGAGACUGAGGUAGCUGUCAAAAUGCUAUCUUCCUCAUCAGCUCAAGGAUAUCUGCAAUUUCAAGCAGAGGCCAAACUUUUUGCUAUAGUUCAUCAUAAAUACUUAACUGGUCUUAUAGGGUAUUGUGAUGAUGGAACCAACAUGGCUCUAAUCUAUGAGUAUAUGGCUAAUGGAGACUUAGCGAAUCACGUGUCAGUUCAUCCUGAAAGUUGGAAUCCAAUGUGGUCUGCAUCAAGGUCAGAGUGUGCACAUUUUGCAGUUCCUUUAUGUGGUUUACUCCCUAUUGUGUUUUUAUUUUUUCUUUGACUUCGAAAUUUGGUUGUUUUAUUUUCCUCAAGGGAUUGGUAUAUGUGAAUAACACUAGUUGUUGAUUAUUAAUUUAUAGUUUUAUUCUGAU
Messenger RNA from Vicia villosa (hairy vetch), 1030 nucleotides. Its product is annotated as putative leucine-rich repeat receptor-like protein kinase At2g19210. The record is from RefSeq and is a predicted model, not a curated record. NCBI's taxonomy places the organism in Eukaryota, Viridiplantae, Streptophyta, Magnoliopsida, Fabales, Fabaceae. Gene Ontology annotation, biological process: protein phosphorylation. Gene Ontology annotation, molecular function: protein kinase activity; protein binding; ATP binding. The transcript has 10 exons. Bases 1 to 939 code for a protein of 312 amino acids.